AUCCCGGCUCCUCCGCAGGCUCUACCCCCAAUGCCCCGGUGACGGGUUACAAGCGCAUGGUCAUUCCCAACCAGCCGCCUCUGACUGCGACCAAGAAGACAAUGCCCAAACCUCAGCCUCAAGGGGGAGUCCCACCUCCCCCUGUCAGCCCUGUAGCCAAGCCUCAAAGCAACAUGGCUCCUCAGCCUGUUCCAGCCUCCUACACCACAGCAUCGACCCCCAGUCAGCCCACCUUCAAUGUCCAAGUGCGGUCCGCCCAACCUAGCCCUCAGCACCAGGCCCCCGCUGGCUACCACUACGGCCAGCAGCCGAUUCGCAGCCCAGCACAGGUGCAGUACAUGCCGGCCCAGCCCAAAGGUCCCGACUUUGCUUACGGACCGCCACAACCGGGCUUCUCCCCCUCGGCUCAUCAGAUACAGCAGUACCCUGGGGGACCACAGGUCGGGGGAGGAGGCUCCAGGAGACCAGAUCCAGUCCCAGCUCAACCAUACCAACCUCAAGGCCCCAGAAAGACCUACAUCACAGAUGUUCCCCCCAGCUUGGCUCCGUAUACCUCUGGACCAGAUGCCCACCCAAAGGGCGGUGCUCCUGUGGCGCACCCGGAGGACGAACUAGAACGUCUGACCAAAAAGAUGCUGUUCGACAUGGACAACCCUCCCUCCGAGGAAUAUUUCGGACGCUGUGCCAGCUGUGGAGAGAAUGUGGUGGGUGAGGGCACCGGCUGCACGGCCAUGGACCAGGUUUUCCACGUCGACUGCUUCGUCUGCAUGACCUGCAGCACCCACCUGCGCGGCAAACCUUUCUAUGCUGUGGAGAAGAAGGCGUACUGUGAGCCUUGCUACAUCAACACUCUGGAGACCUGCAACAGCUGCAGCAAGCCGAUCAUGGAGCGCAUCCUGCGGGCCACGGGGAAGGCCUACCACCCGCACUGCUUCACCUGCGUGGUGUGUCACCGCAGCCUGGACGGCAUCCCUUUCACCGUGGACGCCUCCAACCACAUCCACUGCAUCGAGGACUUCCACAAGAAGUUUGCUCCACGCUGCUGUGUGUGCCAUGAGCCCAUAAUGCCGGCACCGGGCCAGGAGGAGACGGUCCGUAUCGUGGCCCUGGAUCGUGACUUCCACGUGCAGUGCUACCGCUGUGAGGACUGUGGCUCUCUGCUUUCUGAGGGGGACAACCAGGGCUGCUACCCUCUGGAUGGACACGUCCUCUGCAAAAACUGUAACACCAGCCGCAUCCAGGCGCUCACCGCCAAGGCCACCACUGACCUCUGAGCGGCCAGCCUCCCGUUCAGCUCCACUGUGAUUACCCAGCCAGCACUCUUUCCUUCCUUCUUUCUUUCAUGCCUGCAUUCCCAUCCACCAAAGCCCACUCCCUCCAGCAUCCACGCCGUAUAUCCUCCUAUAUUUAUAAUCACCUAAAAAUUAUGAGAAACGAAAUCACGUGUAGCACUGACGCGGUACAAUCACUGCAGGGAAGCAUUUUGUUAUUAAACUCUGCUUUAAAACCUCUAAUUACAUUACUUUUUAUAUUCCCUGCCACUAAUCAAAAUAAUCCCACAUUUAUAUUAUAAGUCACCCUCUAUUGCUGGGCCUCAGGCUGCAUGAAUGAUUAUUUAUCAGCCCAAAUGUUUCUCCUCCAGUCUUCCCUCUUUGAAAACCAGUGUGCCUCACCAGUAUACAGCCUUGUUGGCACAUCUACCCAGCCCGCCUGUGAGGUCAUAGAUAUUUCUAUUUGUCUGGCUCAGAUUUAUGCUUUUUAUUUGUUCCUACUCAUUCAAAAAAGGAUGAAAUGACGCCGUGCCGAACAGAACACGGCGAACGGACACCAAAGACCUGACUUCAAACCUCAGCGUUUCCUCAUUUGAUGUACAUGUUUACUAAAUGUUUUUUUACUUUAUGCUGAAUCAGGACCACAAACAGUACAUACAAUCAGCUCUGAGUGUGAGGAACAAAACUCCCCAACAUUCGACUUUUUGGUGCCUUUAUGAUGCAGUUUCUGCCGCAUUCGGUAGAUUAACUUUAAUUGGACCAAACAAUUUUAUUAUCUAUCCGCUCUUCAGAUUGAUGCAUGCAAUGACUACGCUCCUAUGCAAUUUUCAGCCUUAAGUGCAUUGACACUUUAGAAAAAUGAAAUGAUGAAUAAGGAAAAUAUUUUACUUGUACAUAUCAGAAUUAAAGUGUCCCUAUAGCAACCCUUAGAUCCACGCUCUGAUGUACUUUGAGGUACUCGUUGUAUCGCUGUGCUGUAUGCCAGUAUUUACACUCAGCUUCUAUGUUUAGUGUUAGUUUGAAGUUAAUGGGAGAACAAGGGACCAAGACAGAUUGCCUGAAAAGUAUUUUUCCGCUAUCGUUAUGUAAUCUGCCAAACAAAACAGUUUGUUUCGUCUUUCUCUUCUGUCUGAUUGCUUCAAUUAGACUCAUAAGUAUUUAUGACAGGGCUAUAAGGUACCGUGUGAAGUUAGAAACGUUAGCUGAUAGUUGUUUUCUGGGACAUGGCUCGCAGAGGAAGAGCUCAGUCCACACAAAAAAAGGUGAAACAUGUUAAAUGUGGAGGAUCGGAUCCACCGAUAAACGAUCCCGUUUAGUGGCUGGUUAAGAAACCUCCCAGGGUACCUUUAAGCUGUCAGCAUAGUGUAAAAUAAAGACCAGUAAAACUCUAUUUCUGAUUUAAUUAUGGACAAAGACUUUAAUUAUAGUAUUUUCUCUUCCUAUUGUUUAUUUUACUUAUGUGUUCUAGUGACAAAUGAUGCUAUAAAGAAAUGAAAAGAAAACCUGUCUGCAGUCUGCAGACCAGGAUGUGAUUAGACUGGGGCUAUAUCGUUACCAUGGGAACACUUUGUAAACAUAUAUGCUAAUAAUACUUUUUUUCUGGUAACUCUAAGUGCUACAUUGAUAAUUGUUGACACUUUUUCCUAAAAAUAGCCCAAACUCUGGAACUGACGUGUGAUAUUCAGGGUGAGAAGGUGGCAGGCUGACAGAUAGAAUAAAGCGCCUUGAGCAGGAAGUAAGCGAUAACUGCUCCUCCAAAAGGUUAGAAAACCUGAACUCCCUAAUCCUCCAGGAUUUUCCCAUCAAUAUUUGGAGCCAGUUGGGUUUUUUUUUUUUUUUUUUUUUGUGGCCAAUUUCUAUGUCGCAUUCCAAACCAAACAGACUGUAGAACUUGGACAAAUAGGGCAACAUUCAGACAGAUUGUGCUUUAUUUUAAAUUACACCUCAGCUACUCUGAAUAAAAUGUUCUUCUCUUGGUUAACAGACAUUUUUCCUUCAGACAACCCAUUAAAAAUAAUUAGGACCAGUGCUUGUUUAUUUCUAGGUUUUGAUUGUAAGCACUAUUGUGUUGAAGCAAAAGUUAGCUAGCAAGUGUUUUAAAACGAUUAGCCAUUGUGUUUACACACAAAAAAAAACUAUUAAAGAUUAAUGGGAUAGUUCAACUGUUUUCUAAAUGUUAUGUAAAGUUAUCAAAGGUUGAUAUUUAUCAUUUUGGUUGUACAAUGGUAGAGAUCUGCUCUUGCUCAUCGAAGGCUAACAGUUAGCAAGGCAGCUAUAGCUAGUUUAGCUGAUGGUAGCAGCUUGAAAUAAUUUAAAUAUAGUAGCAUUUAUUAAAUGUGUACGCAGUGAAAAGAAACGGUUGACUUUUAGGGGAACAACAGCCGUGUUACUACUUGGUGGAAAACAUGCCUGCUCAGCUGUAAACCAUCAGUUGUGAAGUGUGCUAAUGAUGCUAACGCUAAAGCUAGCCUUUUGACUGUUGAUAUUUGUGCAAGUUUUCAGUCUGUUCCCAAAAGCUCUUGUCCAAUACGUUAGGCAGCCCAUAAAAAUAAAUUAACCUACUUCUUUAGUCUUUUUUUUUUACCACAUCAAAUAUGCUAAAUUAUGUAAAAAACAUGAUUUAAAAAAUUUUGGUUUAUGUAUCUUGGUUAUAAAUAAUUAUAGUGAAAGUUGAUAUAAAUAGCUAAACCAAGCUUAAACUGUAUUUUUUCACUUUUAUAUAAUUUUUGUUAUAUGGCUUUUUAAAAUAACUUUAGAGUUUGUGAACCGUCCCUGUAAAAUAAAGAUUAUCGACCUUCUGCUUUUAGAUCUGCACUAAAUCAUUCCUGUAUGUCGGUGCCAUGUAUGAGCUUUUUUUUUUUUACAAAGUGUCCCCAUGUUUUAUAUAGUCCAUUUCUGUGAAGCAUCAUAUAGUUUACAGUUUUACAUGAGACCUAUGAUUCCAGAAGUGAAAAGAUCAGAGGUCUAUGUUUUCUGUUUCGUCUGUAAAAGUGCCUUUAGCAGAGCAGUAUCAGAUCACUGGACUGUUGCUGUUUAUCUCCUUUCUAGCUCGGCCACCAAUACUUUGUGUUGUUUACCUGUUUUUUUAACCAAAGUGAAUAAAGCUUCUCUCUAGUUUGGACCAUGCCUCCAGCAGGUCUGAGUUUAAAAUGUUGAUCAGAGUGAAUUUUUCCAGCCGGUUGUUAAAGCAAAGCAUCUGUCCUGAUUCUGUACAGGGGCCAUCAUGUAGUCCUGUCUUUCUUUUCCUCUUCAAUAAAAG
Molecule: messenger RNA, 4530 nt
Organism: Cyprinodon variegatus (sheepshead minnow)
Lineage: Eukaryota; Metazoa; Chordata; Actinopteri; Cyprinodontiformes; Cyprinodontidae
Gene: lpp
Product: lipoma-preferred partner homolog
Exons: 6
Coding region: 57-1274 (405 amino acids)
Biological process (GO): cell-cell adhesion
Cellular component (GO): stress fiber; focal adhesion
Source: RefSeq, a predicted model, not a curated record